UUAGGUAUGUUAUGUAAAUGCACAAGCAGCAGUUAUAUCGAUCUGUAGAUCUGAAAUGUUGAUCACUGACAAGACUAAAUUAUGACAAGACAGAUGUAAUAGGAUUUGAUAUACACAGUCUUAUGCUUUCAGUGUAAUUACUUCUGAUAUCAUGCUUUAUUAAGAGGCAUGGCUGAGGUGCAGAUUCGUCACUACCAGGAGGAAGAUCAUGAAGAAGUGAAGGAGGUUUUUACUCUUGGGAUGAGCGAGCACAUCCCACCGUCCUGCAUGCACGUUCUCAAACAGCCCCUAGUGCAGAUGUUUCUGGGAUGUGUGUUUUGUGCUUUACUGACCAGCUCAAAGUCCAUCCUGUUGCCUGUACUAGCAAUCACGCUGCUUUUGGCCGCAGGCAGGCAGAGUGUGAAUUACAUUUUUACUAAGUACAUCCAGGUAUGUCUUGAGAAAGAUCUCAAUCACAUUCAGCAGACCUACCUGGAUCCACCCCUCGCCUGCUUCUGGGUGGCUGAGAGCCAGGGUCGUGUCGUGGGCACCGUAGCGUGUCUGCCUGCAGAGACAGACCAGAACUUCCUGGAACUGAAGCGGAUGGCUGUUAAAAGGACUCACCGUGGACAAGGCAUUGCCAAAGCACUGUGCCGUACGGUGGCUGACUUUGCUUUUGAACGUGGUUUUCGAGGAGUACUGCUUUACACUUCGGUGGUCCAGACAGAUGCUCAGAAGCUCUAUGAGCACAUGGGCUACCAGAAGCUCAGAGAAUUUAGUGUUCCUGAGGCAAUCGCCAAGCUGACUAAUUUUACAUUGAUUGAGUACCGGCUCGUCCUCAAACAACAUCACAACUGAGGUUGAGAUCUCCAAGCAAAACCACCAAGGCUUUUUAACACUGGUUCAGAUCACGAAUGAAGCACACCACUACCAUUGUUUGUCUGUUUCUUCUUUAAAUCAUCAACCUUGGAAAAAAGGGAUCCAUUCUUUUAUAUGUGUGUGU
Molecule: messenger RNA, 982 nt
Organism: Carassius carassius (crucian carp)
Lineage: Eukaryota; Metazoa; Chordata; Actinopteri; Cypriniformes; Cyprinidae
Product: probable N-acetyltransferase camello
Exons: 1
Coding region: 169-837 (222 amino acids)
Molecular function (GO): N-acetyltransferase activity
Source: RefSeq, a predicted model, not a curated record